Molecule: messenger RNA, 1620 nt
Organism: Exophiala aquamarina CBS 119918
Lineage: Eukaryota; Fungi; Ascomycota; Eurotiomycetes; Chaetothyriales; Herpotrichiellaceae
Exons: 8
Coding region: 1-1620 (539 amino acids)
Molecular function (GO): NADP binding; N,N-dimethylaniline monooxygenase activity; flavin adenine dinucleotide binding
Source: RefSeq, a predicted model, not a curated record
AUGGUGCAAAUCAAAAAUGAUCCUCUCUUCAACCCCAGGCCACUACGGGUCGUAUGCGUUGGUGCAGGAUUUGGUGGACUGUUAGUUGCACAUCAAGUCAAAUACAACAAACAAUUUGACGGUUUUAUUGACUUUCAAAUCUAUGAAAAGAAUGCUGGUGUUGGUGGUACAUGGUUUGAAAACAGAUACCCUGGAGUGGCAUGUGAUGUUCCAGCACACCUUUAUACUUUUCCCUUCGAGCAAAAUCCGGACUGGUCAUCAUUCUACGUAUCGGGACCUGAAAUUUUAGCAUACAUUACGUCUGUCACCAAGAAAUACGGCCUUGACCAGAAAGUCAAAUUCAGAUCAAAAGUUGUGGAAUCGGUCUGGGAUGAUGACAGCGCUAAAUGGAAGCUCAAGGUCGACGUGUCUGGCAAGAUCAUGGAUGAUGAAUGCGACGUUUUAAUCAACGCGGCAGGGUUUUUGAACAAGUGGGACUGGCCCGCUAUCGAUGGACUAAAUGAUUUCAAGGGCAAAGCUGUGCAUAGCGCUGACUGGGAUGAGGAUUUGGUCUGGAGCAACCAACGUGUCGCAAUUAUUGGAAAUGGCUCAUCUGCCAUCCAGAUAGCUCCUCACAUCCAACGGACGGCUUCGAAGAUGGUCAAUUUCAUUCGGUCCCCCACCUGGAUAUCUGCGAAUUACUUGACAGAUUGGACCAAAGAUGGUGCAAACUUCAAAUAUACGGAAGAAGAAAAACGCAAAUUCUACCCUAACUUCCUUGAUUGCGCAAGAAACUCACACAUUUCUAGGAUGAAUCAGUUCUUUUAUGCACUGUUUCCUGAUGCUCAACUGCAGAAGGUAACCUUGACCGCAACCAAAAAGCUGAUGGAAGAUAGACUAUCAAAUGCUCCAGAGUUGAGGGAGAAACUCAUCCCCACCUGGCCUGUUGGAUGUCGCCGGUUGACUCCAGGAGACGGUUAUCUCGAAGCAAUUUCUGCCUCAAAUGCUAGGUGCAACUUCAGUCCUAUACUCAAUAUUACCCCAACAGGGAUUCAGACUGAGCAGGAACAUGAGGAGUUUGACAUUAUUAUCUGUGCGACUGGCUUCAACGUGAGCUUCCGUCCUUUCUGGAAGAUGAUAGGGCGAAAUGGCGUCGAUUUGAAUACGGAAUGGGCUGCACUCCCUGAAGCGUACUUCGGCGUCUGUGCUCCUGACCAUCCGAACUAUUUUGUUUUUAAUGGGCCCAACAGCCCUGUCGGGCACGGGGUCCUUCUGAGCAGUAUGCUCCUCGUUGCUCAAUGGAUGCUUAAGUGGUGCAAGAAGAUUUCCACAGAGGAUAUUAAGUCUGUAUGCGUAACACGCGAAGCUGUACGAGAUUACAAUGAGUAUUCGCAAGAGGUUCUCAAGGGCACUGUAUGGGCAGCAGACUGCAAGAGCUGGUACAAGAAUGGGAAGACCGAGGGGAAAGUGACAGCUCUGUAUGCGGGCAGUGUGCUACACUUCAGAAAAAUCAUCGAAAGCUUUCGAGUGGAGGACUUUAAGCUCGAGUACCAGUCUGCGAAUCGCUUUCGGUUUAUGGGUAACGGGUUUGCUAAGGUCGAAGCUGAGGGAGGGAACGUGUCGUAUUACCUCGACAUGUAG